Molecule: messenger RNA, 5632 nt
Organism: Myotis brandtii (Brandt's bat)
Lineage: Eukaryota; Metazoa; Chordata; Mammalia; Chiroptera; Vespertilionidae
Gene: TRPM8
Product: transient receptor potential cation channel, subfamily M, member 8
Exons: 27
Coding region: 325-3666 (1113 amino acids)
Biological process (GO): calcium ion transmembrane transport
Cellular component (GO): membrane
Molecular function (GO): ligand-gated calcium channel activity
Source: RefSeq, a predicted model, not a curated record
GGCUGCUCGCGUCCCUGGUAAUCAGCAGCGCCGCGCGGGAACCCUGCGAAUGGCGGGAGAGUCUCUGUCAAUAUGGGCAUCAGAGAAGCCUAUGAUGUGGGUGCUCCCUUCUCAUCUUCUGACUCCAUUGGACUCUGACCCCAACUGGUGACACCACAGGAGACUUCGAUGAGCAGGACUGCCUGUCCCACCAUGCCUCGGGGAACCGCCCUGCUUUGGAAGCCGGGUCCAGGGUUGGCAUGAGAGGAAGUUUUCAGCUCAGCCAACUGGUGGCUCCAUUCCAUUCCCUGCAAAUAGAAGGAGAGUUGUGAAGGAAAGUCUCAUAUGCCUUUUCGUUCCUCCCUGCAGGGAGAACAGAUGUCUUUCGAGGGUGCCAGGCUCAGCAUGAGGAGCAGAAGGAACGGCACGCUGGACAGCACGCGGACCCUGUACUCCAGCAUGUCCCGGAGCACGGACGUGUCCUACAGCGAGAGCGAAUUGGUGAAUUUUAUUGAAGCAAAUUUUAAGAAAAGGGAGUGUGUCUUCUUUACCAAAGACUCUAAGGCCACGGAAAAUGUGUGCAAGUGUGGCUAUGCCCAGAGCCAGCACAUUGAAGGCACUCAGAUCAACCAGAACGAGAAAUGGAAUUACAAGAAACACACCAAGGAGUUUCCGACUGAUGCCUUUGGGGAUAUUCAGUUUGAGACUCUGGGGAAGAAAGGGAAGUAUAUUCGAUUGUCCUGCGACACUGACGCAGAAAUCUUGUACGAGCUACUGACCCAGCACUGGCACCUGAAAACGCCCAACCUUGUGAUUUCUGUGACCGGAGGUGCCAAAAACUUCGCCCUGAAGCCACGCAUGCGCAAGAUCUUCAGCCGCCUGAUCUACAUCGCUCAGUCCAAAGGCGCUUGGAUUCUCACCGGAGGCACCCAUUAUGGCCUGAUGAAGUUCAUCGGGGAGGUGGUGAGAGACAACACCAUCAGCAGGAAUUCAGAGGAGAACAUUGUGGCCAUUGGCAUAGCGGCUUGGGGCAUGGUCUCCAACAGGGACACCCUCAUCAGGAAUUGUGAUGUUGAGGGCUACUUUUCAGCUCAGUACAUUAUGGACGACUUCAAGAGGGACCCUCUGUACAUCCUGGACAACAAUCACACCCACCUGCUGCUGGUGGACAAUGGCUGCCACGGGCAUCCCACAGUGGAGGCGAAGCUCCGGAACCAGCUGGAGAAGUACAUCUCUGAACGCACCAUUCAAGAUUCCAACUAUGGUGGCAAGGUCCCCAUUGUGUGCUUUGCCCAAGGAGGCGGAAGAGAGACUUUAAAAGCCAUCAACACCUCCAUCAAGAGUAAGAUUCCCUGUGUGGUGGUAGAGGGCUCGGGGCAGAUUGCUGAUGUGAUCGCAAGCCUGGUGGAGCUGGAGGACACCCUGACCUCUUCCAUUGUCAAGGAAAAGUUGGUGCGCUUCUUACCCCGCACCGUGUCCCGUCUGCAUGAGGAGGAAACCGAGAGCUGGAUCAAAUGGCUCAAAGAAAUUCUCGAAAGUUCUCACCUGUUAACAGUUAUUAAAAUGGAAGAGGCUGGGGAUGAAAUUGUGAGCAACGCUAUUUCCUAUGCUUUGUACAAAGCCUUUAGCACCAACAAGCAGGACAACUGGAACGGGCAGCUGAAGCUGCUGCUGGAGUGGAACCAGCUGGACCUGGCCAACGAUGAGAUUUUCACCAACGACUGCCGCUGGGAGUCCGCCGACCUUCGGGAGGUCAUGUUCAUGGCUCUCAUAAAGGACAGGCCCAAGUUUGUCCGCCUUUUCCUGGAGAACGGCCUGAACCUGCGGAAGUUUCUCACUAGCGACGUCCUCACCGAGCUCUUCUCCAAUCACUUCAGCACCCUCGUCUAUCGGAACCUGCAGAUCGCCAAGAAUUCCUACAACGACACCCUCCUCACAUUCGUCUGGAAACUGGUGGCCAACUUCCGGAGGAGUUCCAGGAAGGAAGACAGAAGCAGCAGGGACGAGACAGACGUAGAACUUCACGACGUGUCUCCUAUUACUCGGCACCCCCUUCAAGCGCUCUUCAUCUGGGCCAUCCUGCAGAACAAGAAGGAGCUCUCCAAAGUCAUCUGGGAGCAGACCAGGGGCUGCACCCUGGCGGCCCUGGGAGCCAGCAAGCUCCUGAAGACUCUGGCCAAGGUGAAGAGCGACAUCAAUGCUGCUGGGGAGUCUGAGGAGCUGGCCAAUGAGUAUGAGACGCGCGCAGUGGAGCUCUUCACGGAGUGUUACAGCAGUGACGAAGACUUGGCUGAGCAGCUGCUGGUCUACUCAUGUGAGGCCUGGGGGGGAAGCAACUGUUUGGAACUGGCGGUGGAGGCAACGGACCAGCACUUCAUCGCCCAGCCUGGGGUCCAGAAUUUCCUUUCCAAACAGUGGUAUGGGGAGAUCUCCCGAGACACCAAGAACUGGAAGAUUAUCCUGUGUCUAUUUAUCAUACCCUUGGUUGGCUGUGGCUUUGUAUCAUUUAGGAAGAAGCCGGUGGACAGGCACCGGAAGCUCCUGUGGUACUACGUGGCCUUCUUCACCUCCCCCUUUGUGGUCUUCUCCUGGAACGUGAUCUUCUACAUCGCCUUCCUCCUGCUCUUCGCCUACGUGCUGCUCAUGGAUUUUCACUCGGUGCCACACUUGCCCGAGCUGGUCCUCUACGCGCUGGUCUUUGUCCUGUUCUGCGAUGAAGUGAGACAGUGGUACAUGAAUGGGAUGAAUUAUUUUACCGACCUGUGGAACGUUAUGGACACACUUGGCCUUUUUUAUUUCAUCGCAGGAAUUGCAUUUCGGCUCCACUCUUCCAACAAAGCCUCUCUGUACUCCGGACGAGUCAUUUUUUGCCUGGAUUAUAUUAUAUUCACUCUAAGGUUGAUCCACAUUUUUACUGUCAGCAGAAAUUUAGGACCCAAGAUUAUAAUGCUGCAGAGGAUGCUGAUCGACGUGUUCUUCUUCCUGUUCCUCUUUGCUGUGUGGAUGAUGGCCUUCGGCGUGGCCAGGCAAGGGAUCCUCCGGCAAAAUGAGCAUCGCUGGAGGUGGAUCUUCCGCUCGGUCAUCUAUGAGCCCUACCUGGCCAUGUUUGGCCAGGUGCCCAGUGAUGUGGAUGGAACCACGUAUGACUUUUCCCAUUGCACAUUCACUGGGAACGAAUCCAAGCCUCUGUGUGUGGAGCUGGAUGAGCACAACCUACCGCGGUUCCCUGAGUGGAUCACCAUCCCGCUUGUGUGCAUCUACAUGCUGUCCACCAACAUCCUGCUGGUCAACCUGCUGGUCGCCAUGUUCGGCUACACCGUGGGCACCGUCCAGGAGAACAACGACCAGGUCUGGAAGUUCCAGCGGUAUUUCCUGGUGCAGGAGUACUGCAACCGCCUCAACAUCCCCUUCCCCUUCGUCGUCUUCGCCUACUUCUACAUGGUGGUGAAGAAGUGCUUCAAGUGCUGCUGUAAGGAGAAGCCCAUGGAGCCCUUGUCCUGCUGUUUCAAAAAUGAAGACAAUGAGACUCUGGCAUGGGAGGGCGUCAUGAAAGAAAAUUACCUUGUCAAGACCAACACGAAAGCCAACGACGCCUCAGAGGAAAUGAGGCAUCGGUUUAGACAGCUGGAUGCAAAGCUUAAUGAUCUCAAGGGUCUUCUGAAAGAGAUUGCUAAUAAAAUCAAAUAAAACUCAUGGACCGUAAUGGAGAAAAUUCUAAUAAUAACAAGACCUCUGAGUGGAAAAGACAUAAGGAGGCUGACGAACCUCUUUGUUACUGAAUGAGAACUGCUCAGCUGGGGGUCUUGAGCACCCAUGUGCUUGAACCUGAAGAUGAGACGUGUGACGGACUUCACCGGAGAAGGUGGAGAUGAAGGAAGACCACCCUUAUAGUGCUCCCCUGAAGGCUGCCCGUUACCUCGGGGCCUCGGUGACCAGCACUUGCUGUUGAUGGUUUCAAAGUCUGCUCCCUCCUUCUGCCUAUACUCCCACUUUGGCCAUGCCUGUCCUAGGAGAACAUGCCUCCUCAGAAUACGAGCCUGGCCAUGCUUUCCCUCUAUGUCUAUCUGUGUGGCUACUUCGUUGAUCUCCAAUCAAUUCUCUGUUAUUUUCCUUUUUGUAUCAUGUGACUGAUUCGUUGGCAUAUUGUGAAAAGUCUCCCAAAUCAGGUCACAUUUUAAAACAUGCUGUUGAGGGAGAGCCCACUCUUCCCAGGAGAAACUAUUUCCUCGCCUCAUUCAGCUUUUUAUCUCAAAGGAGGCGGCAAAGCUGCACCCUUCCCUCUCACUCACCUGAAGCUCCAGCCACAGGAAGCACCCCGUUCCUGACAAUGUGCAAAUCACCCCAACAUGGAGCUUUGAGAGGCACCUCUGCUUUUCAUUGGCUGCUCCUCUCUCUCCUCUUAUUUAUUAUUUUCCCAUUAAAAAUAAUUUGUGGGUAUUAUAGAAAAUUUAGACUACAUGAAAAAGUAGGAAAAAUAUAAAUAAUCCCACUACCUAAAGAUAAUCACUGCUACCAUUUCAGGAGGCUUCUCCAAGUCUGUUCCUAUGCAUGUUUUAUCUCUCUUUUAAAAUUUUACACAAUGUCAUUAUGCCAUAUAUACAAUUUCAUAUAAGCUUUUAUCAAAGAUGUUUUCUUAUAGCUGUGGCCUUCUUAAACACUACAUUAAUAAUUGCAUAAUAUUUAGCCUCUAAAGAGUUCCACAGUGCCGGUCGGUUCCAGUCGGUCAGUGGGAUGAGCAUCUCUGUGCGUAAAUCUUUCUACCACUGUGGAAAUUUCCCACAGCUAGAUUCCCACAAAUAUGUAUUGAUGAUCAAACCACUUACAAGGCUUUUUCAUAAAUGCACAGCCAAUAGGGACUAUUAACUUGAGUAUAAGAUAGGAGAUAUAUGAACCUAGAGCUCUUAACAUGAAAUAUUAUAUUUAAUCUUUAGUUUAGGAAGAAGCCAACGUGCUUAUUUAAAUAUUACGCAUGGUGAAGGCAUUCGUAGAGAAUUGGCGAGAAUAUCUUAUUGAACAAGCCUGGUCCCAGCUUUCUCUGGAACAGGUGGCAUCUUCACCCCAAAGAGAUGGGCUGCAGUACAUAAGGCAUUCCAAAUGCCCAUAGUUAGUUUCCUCAGCUUUGAAUAGACUAUAAACUCAGUGGCCAAAGAAGAAAAUCUUAGAAGGAAACUAUUAAAAGAUAAUCUAAUUAGAAAAACUACAAAAGCAUGAACCAAAUGAAAAAAAACAAAAACUGUUUUCCUUUUGUCUGGGCAGCAUACUUAAAAUGACUCCUCACAGCAUUCAUGCUGCUUGCAGGAAGGAGCACAAAUAACAGCAGUCUUUGUACUUCAAUCCCAUUAAUGGCCUAAAAGGGAAUCUUUGUCAGUAGGGUCGAUCAAUUCAUGGUUUUGGACACUGAAAAUAGAUGGGAUCAAAUUUACAUGACAAACAUUGUCAGUGAAUGGCAUUUGGGAGAUGUCUCUGUGAGAGAAUGCCACUUUCAUUUCACCAUAGCAACUAGAACCUCUGCCUUUUCUGAAGCCACAGAGAGGAGGCUUAUGUCAUCUCCACACUAACCGGAACAAUAAAGCACACAGCACUGCAUAUGCUCGUGUAGAGAGAACCCACAGUCCCAGGCCCAUACCCUCAAUUCAAGUAGGAACUUUGAAUA